Cyphellophora attinorum is the source of this 3039-nucleotide messenger RNA. RefSeq names its product Acyltransferase LovD. Gene Ontology annotation, molecular function: cysteine-type deubiquitinase activity. Gene Ontology annotation, biological process: protein deubiquitination. The transcript is spliced from 10 exons. The record is from RefSeq and is a predicted model, not a curated record. NCBI's taxonomy places the organism in Eukaryota, Fungi, Ascomycota, Eurotiomycetes, Chaetothyriales, Cyphellophoraceae. The coding region runs from base 1 to 3039 and encodes 1012 amino acids.
AUGAGCGGUGUCCGUCGCUUUCUGAGCGUUCGCGACAAGUCUCCACGACCGAAAGAUGGAAAGCACGGCCAUCACGUUCUUCACAAAUCAAUCGGCCAUGACUCCCUGUCAACAGAAGCACAAGGUACGGGCGAGCCGAAGUUGGAGCCACUUGAUCCGGAAUCCGUUGCAGAUUUCUAUGUGCGUACAUCAGCAGCCGCCGUUUUCCCCUCUGGACUGUUCAAUUCCAAAGCGACAGCCGAGGGUCGCCCGGAAGAGCAGAAGAUCAAAGCGAUUCGCCUUCGAUUAUCGGAGAAGAAAGGAAUCCAGAUACGAGACAGCACAAUACUAUGGGCCCUGCACUCACCAGUCUCGGAGAACGACGAUGACCGUGCCUACGACUUCUUGCUAGCCCUCUCAGACGCCUCCGAAAGCAUGGUGUCGCCGUAUCGCUCAGGUACACAUAUGAGAGGCGCUGUGAACAGGCAAGCGGUGACUUGUUUCCUUGACUCCACGCUAUUCGCAAUAUUCUCCCACCUCGACAGCUUCGAGCCUAUGCUCUACAAUCCCUUCCCGGAUCUGCCAAGGCAAAAAUUGAGCUUCUUACUGCGACUGUGGGUGAACAUGCUGAGAACGGGUCAACUGAUCACGACCGACAUAACGGCGAGGAUUCAAGGGGCUAUAGCUGACUGCGGGUGGGCUGAUGCUGCAGAGCUGCAACAACAAGAUGCAUCCGAGGCUUUCACGUUCAUCACUGAUAAGCUCGAUUUGCCUUUGCUGACAUUGAAGAUGGACAUAUUCCAUGCAGGCAAAGAAGAUGAGACGGACGACCACAAAUUCAUCAAUGAACGUUUGCUCGAGGUUGCAAUUCCAGAGGAUCCAACGGGACAGAGGAAGGAGAUCAGGCUUGAAGACUGUCUUGAGGAGUACUUCAACAAUAAGAUCGAGGUACGGAGAUAUUUGGAGCGGCGAGCGACAAUGAACAGUGUCAAAUCACCUGUCGAGCCCAGUAUCAAGGCUGCAGCGAUACACGUCGAAACGAUUGAGAUCGACCCAGAAUCGAGCUCUCCAGCGACGCCUAUCAGCUCGGGACCACCAAUGCCAUCACGCCCAAGAAUGCCAGCCAGACCUCGGCAACAAAGCAUCAUUCAGGACCGCUUCACGCCGUCACAAUCAGCAAGUGGACAAGACACCCUCACGGAGGUCCCAACGGAGGCCAGCAACCGGUCACGGGCGGGGAGCGUGCGGAAGACGGUGAUGAUGCCCGGGUGGCAGUUCUUCAGCCUCAUUCCAUGGUAUACCGAUAACACUCCAACGAACGACGCUCAGAUCGCGGCGCAUUUCUCCGAUAGACGACCAGUUCUGGGUCUAUGCUUGAAACGUUACACCUUCAAGAACGGUCAACCAGCGCGACUUGGCACAUAUAUCGACAUUCCCAUUGAGAUCGGUUUACCACAUUUCAUCCAAGACGAUGCUGUUACUGAUAAUGGUGCCAUAUUUGGCAAUUUCAAGCUGUCAUUGCAGUCAGUGGUUUGUCACCGUGGCAAUUCUGUGGAUUCAGGACAUUACGUUGCUCUUGUGAGAAGUCCACUGAAUGAGGGCGCCACCUCGUCCGGCGUCUCGAACCAAUGGUUCACGAUCCGUCUCAAAGCGGGCGUCACCCUUAAUCACUUGCAGCAACUGCUCUCGAGUCUUCACCGCCAGCACCGCCGCAUUCAAUUUCGUGGAAGUCUCAGGACCUUCGACAAAAAUCCCAGCAUCGUCCAGACCAGACCGACCAAUACAUUCCUCUUGCCAACAUCAAGAAUGGCCAAGAUCCAGGAAGCAGCUAUCCCCAACUUGCGGGCCCAGAUAGAUGAAUUGACCGCCAGCGCCGAGGAUGGCGCCGCUGGCAUCGUCUUCUCCGCCAUCAACAAGAAAGGCGAGACCAUCUUCGAGCAUGCCUCAGGCACCCUAGGCGUGGGUAAACCAGAACCCAUGACACUCGACUCCAUCUUCUGGAUUGCGAGUUGCACGAAGAUGAUCACGGGAGUCGCUUGCAUGCAGUUGGUAGAGCAGGGGAAGAUAACACUGGACAGUGUUGAGGAGGUAGAGAAGAUCUGUCCGGAGCUCAAAGCCGUCAAGGUCCUGCAAGACGAUGGUAAACUCGUCGAGAAGGAGAGAGGCAUCACCCUUCGCAUGCUCCUGAGUCACACGGCUGGCUUCGGCUACUCCUUCUUCAAUUCAAAACUCCUCAACCACUACGGCGCCUCAGGGUUGGACGAGUUCACUGGCAGCUACUCCCAAUUCCUCACCCAACCACUAGUCAACCAGCCCGGCUCCCGCUGGGAAUACGGCAUCAACAUCGACUGGGCUGGCCUGAUCGUUUCGCGCAUCACUGGGAAGUCCCUUAAUGACUACUUCCACGACCACAUCUUCAAGCCGUUGGAGAUCAAGAACAUCAGCAUGUUCCCAACGCCAGAGAUGGCGAGUCGGCUCGCGUGGAUGAACUUCAGGGACAAUUCGACUGGAAAGUUGGGCCUGAAUCUAGGUGGACAUAUCGUCAGGGAACAGUUGAUGGCUGCUGGUGACAAGAGCGAGGAGGGAAGAGUGUUCAAUGCAGGCGGACAUGGGUGUUUUGCGCGGCCGACUGAGUACACUCGGAUCAUUGCGAUGUUGUUGAAUGACGGCAAGAGUCCAUACUCGGGCGAACAGAUUCUGAAGAAGGAAACAGUGGACGAGAUGUUCACUAACCAGAUCCCGGAUAUGCCAGACUUUGGGCGACAGCCAAUCUCCCCUCCUCGUCCCGACUUCUCCAAUGCACUCCCAGCCCUCUACCCCGAGGAAGGCAACCCAGCUCAAGGCUGGGGCCUGACCUUCUUCCUGCACUUACAAGACAGCGCCGUGCACAGCAAAGGCACCGGGUGGUGGGCUGGACUGGCCAACCUGUUCUGGUGGUGUGACCGUACACGAGGAGUCGGCGGCAUGAUUGCUUCGCAGAUCCUGCCGUUUGGGGAUUUGAAGGUCAUGGGCCUCUGGGGCCAGCUGGAGGGUGGGAUCAAUGCUGCACUGGAGGGUUGA